UUCAAUAAGUUCUUAGAUACGCAGCGCAACGGUUGAUUAGUGUGUUUGUUGCUUGAAAAUCGUACAUAUGUUUUUUUUGGAACGUGAAUAAUUUUUAAACCACAAUCGGUUAUAUAUUAUAUUUACCGUGAAACAUUCAAAUUAUUUUAAUUUAUUUUGCCGCGUGUCUCUUAUCAUUUUCAAAUUUAUUAUCUAUAAUUUCUUUUACUUCAUCUGAAAGACAUCAUCCAAAAAUGAAGAUACCAAUAUUUGUUGCCCUGUUCUUCCUGACUUCUACUCAAUACUCAUAUGCAUACAAAAUUCUCUUUAUGGGCCCAUUUCCAGCACCAAGUCACUGGUUGUGGCUGGAACACUUCGUCAAUGGACUUAUCGAACGAGGACAUCAUGUAACUACAAUUACAAACUUCCAUUCAAAGACGCCAAAUAAGAACUUAACUGAAGUUGUUUUAAAUCCAAAAUUCGAUAUUCCCAAACACUAUCCAAAAAGUGCUAUAUUCAGCUUGAGAUUCAGUAGCGAUUUUCAAAACCUUCAAAUGUGGUGGGAUAUAGGAGUGCGUACAUCCGAACACGCUCUUAAUGAUGUUAACGUUAAAAAAUUAAUUCAAAGUCAACAAAAGUUUGAUUUGAUUAUUUUGGAGCAGUUUUUCCACGAAAGUUUUCUAAUGUUCGCACACAAAUUCAAUGCUCCAAUUGUAACAAUAGGAACUAUGGGUUAUGCGGAUAAUAUGGAUCACGCUAUGGGUCUCCUUACACCCAUUUCUAUCAUUCCACAUUUGUUGCUAUCUUAUACUGACAAUAUGUCAUUUAGCCAAAGAGCAUACAAUACUUAUUUAUCACUUUACGACUACGUUUUUCGUAGGUGGCAUUAUAUGCCACAAAUGCAGGAUAUGGCUGAACGGCAUUUUAUGAAUUCAAUCAAAGGGCCUCUACCAUCUGUUAGAGAAUUGGAGAAAAAUAUUUCUUUAAUGUUGAUAAACAGUCACCGUAGUAUUGACUUACCGAGGCCAAGUAUGCCUGGCCUAAUUAAUGUUGGAGGUAUUCACAUUUUGCCUUCUAAAGAACUUCCCAAAGAUUUGAUGGAGUUCAUCGAAAACUCAAAGAACGGUGUAAUAUAUUUCAGUCUUGGGUCCUAUAUGAAGAGUACUGAUAUGCCGGCGGAUAAAAUUCAAAUUAUUAUAAACGCAUUCAGUCAACUUAAUCAAAGUGUACUCUGGAAAUAUGAAGACGAAAGUAUACAGAAUCUUCCUAAAAAUGUAAUGAUCAAAAAAUGGAUGCCACAAAAUGAUAUUCUGGCUCAUAAAAAUGUAAUUUUAUUUAUAACACAUGGUGGUUUAUUCGGAACACAAGAAGGAAUACACUGGGGUGUUCCAAUGCUGUGCAUGCCUUUGUAUGGAGAUCAGCAUCGAAAUACGAUCAAAUCCGUUCGCGAGGGAUAUGCAUUACCUAUUGUAUUUUCAAAACUUACAGAAACUGAAUUGGUCACCAAGAUUAAACAACUAGUUGAGAACCCAGAGUACACGCGGAAGGCAAAAGAGCUGUCAACUCUUUUUAGAGAUAACCCAAUGCAUCCCAAAGAUGAAGCCAUGUUUUGGAUUGAAUAUGUGAUAAGAAAUAAAGGUGCACCAAAGCUGAAGUCUUUUGGAGUUCAUGUGCCAUUCUACAAAUAUGUUUUGUUAGAUGUAUUUUUUGCUGUUUUAUGUUUCAUCCUUAUUAUUCUAUUUAGUACGUUUAAACUGAUAAAAUUUCUACUUUCAUUCUGUAAAAACACUUUGAAAGCAAAAAAUGAAUAGCGGAGUUGUGCUUUAGGUACAUACAGACUCCUUUAUUAAAUAAAAUCAAUAAAAACAAAUAUUGUAAUAUUAAA
Messenger RNA from Episyrphus balteatus (marmalade hoverfly), 1864 nucleotides. RefSeq names its product UDP-glucosyltransferase 2 (gene Ugt301D1). Gene Ontology annotation, molecular function: UDP-glycosyltransferase activity. The coding region runs from base 234 to 1790 and encodes 518 amino acids. Lineage: Eukaryota; Metazoa; Arthropoda; Insecta; Diptera; Syrphidae. The transcript has 6 exons. The record is from RefSeq and is a predicted model, not a curated record.